AUGCGGAAUCAGUUAGCUUCGCUUCAGUCGAGCUUUUUGCUGUUUCGGGAACAGUCAAAAGCUGAAAUUAUCGAGCUUCAAGGAAGGGUUAAUGGUUUGAGUUCUGUUGUACAGUCUCAAUCCAAAGAAAUAGCUAAUUUAAAAAACGAAAACACGAAGUUGUUCCAAAUUUGCAUACAAGGUCAUGCUACAAUGCCUAAUAAUUAUUCACAGGAGUUAGUUGAGAAUGAAAUCAGUAAUCAUGUUAGUGAAGAUACUACAUAUGCUAGCCGUGUUGCAAAGAAAACAAAGAAAACUAAUGACCCAAAGGCUAAACAUAAGCCCUCUAGCAACAAAUCCACGGAAAGUGAGAACGAAGUUGUUGCUGUUGUUGCUGUCAAUGACGUGUUAGAAAAACCCAUGGAGAACCCCGCUACCUGUGUUGUAGCAAGUCGUAGUACGAAUAAUCAUAGUAGUUCAAUUAUAAGUAGAGACAACGCGACUAAUAUUGAGCAAGUUAUGGAAGUAAGUGAUGAAACGGAUGUAGAGUUUGUGGGAGUAAAGCGUUCUAGGAUAAAGACACAGCGUUUCUUUUUAAGUGGGAUUAACGAGAAAGUGAGCUCUAAACAGAUUUUAAACUACCUUCAGGACCGUCAAAUCAUUCCAACACUACUACGCGUGUUUACAAGUAAACAAAAGGGUACACUUUCAGCAAAACUUAAUGUAAGAGACAAAGAUUCUGCUAAAGUACUUGAUAAGGACUUCUGGCCAAAAUAUGUGCGCUGCAGAAACUGGGUUUCACAAAAACAAUUUGACAAAACCCGCAACCAAACAACACAAAAGUAA
This is a messenger RNA of Paramuricea clavata, 825 nucleotides long. NCBI's taxonomy places the organism in Eukaryota, Metazoa, Cnidaria, Anthozoa, Malacalcyonacea, Plexauridae. The record is from the annotation of a GenBank genome assembly.